CUAGCCGCCAUAUUGCAAAAAAUAAUUGCAGAACAGAUUACAUUCAGCUGUUUAACUGAAAAAUGGCGCUUUUAAACAAGAAAAAGAAGUCUUUUAUUGGAGUACCUGCCCCUCUAGGUUAUGUUCCAGGUCUUGGAAGAGGGUAAGCCUUAGAAUUUAGGUGAUAUCAAUUCGGCUUUAUUGAAAAUCGUUUUAACUACGUUCUUUGAAGUACAUGUACAUGUGACUUAGACUGCAAGCAUAAAUCCAGAUGAAGUAUGAAGUAUUAUGUAAAAGAACCGUAAAGAAUUAAAUUCCAAGCGGCAAGCAUUAUUUUAACACAUAAUUAAGAAUCCUCGACACUUGAAUGUGUAAAUCUUGGUCAAUAGUUUUAACGUGAUUGAAUAAGCAGCUGAGCUGACACCGUAAUGUUAUGACCAUCAUCAAUGAUCCUUUGACCAGCUAUUAGAGCGGUUUUCACUUGACUGUCGUAAAACCAAAACCAAAGUAAAUACACUAGCCAACCAAAGGGCGUAGUAAAACCAAAACCAAAACCAAAACCAAUCCCUUUCGACAGUCAAGUGAAAACCGCUCUAUACCACUCUAUGUGUCUCUAUCACUGAGUUUAAGUUGCCCCUGCUCUUGCACGUUCAACAGAGAUUAAGGGAAUCUCUGUUCUAUAAAUUUCGCUCUAUAAAAAAUGUAAAAGGAGCAUUAAAUAUUUCAACGAAAAACAUCACUCUUCUUCAUCGAUACGUAGCAAACUAGUCACUAUACUGAUUGUGUUUUUUACUUUAUGUUUUCUAACAAAGCGAUCCAAAAACAUAACCUGAACUCGCAUUCUCGAAAUGCAGAAAACUAAGGAUAACAUAAAACCACGGUGUAACUUUUACGGAAAUUUGUACCUUUCAUUCAACAUGGUAAAUUGUUUCCCGAUCGUGGACGCCAAUGCUUGUGUGGAGAUGUAAUGCAAUCUGAUGCAAAAAAUGCCAACCAAAAAUUUGCACUUGGCUCAAGGUGGCUGAGUGACAUUUCAGCAAAAAUCAGAACUUUAUAGUAGUGCGAAAUUCAGGGUGCCCAGCAUCUGAGCCUACAUAUAUAGCAAGCUAAGUUUUAGGCAAAAGAUUUCUUACAGUAGUCUCCUGAAAGUAAAGAAAACCAGGAGCCACUAGGCACUGUCAGUGCACAGCCGUGAUUUCAGUUGACUCAGUCAUGAGUAACAGUCAAAUCUUUUUUACAGACACCCUCAGGAAGGAGAAAAAAGGGUUUUUUCAACCGGAAUUGGUCACCUAUGGGAAUGGUUUUUGUGGGCAGAGAGUAACAUUAGGGUUUUGUGAUUGAAGGUGGCUGUAAGUAGAGCUGUCUACUUACAAGUAUGUGUUGUUCUACUGCAAGUUCAUUUAAGAUGAAAUGUAAAGGAAAUAUAUAAUUUCAUUUUGUAAAAUUCAGAUAACCAGAUAAAGAACCAUGUGAAUAAUGUUCUUCCACAGAGGUUUUAUUGGAAUGGUCACACAGGGUUCUCAAUAGAUUUUUAAGUAGGAGGUGAUCACUGAUAAAGUAGGAGGCUCUUCAGCAAAGCCAGAGGUGUCAAAACAAAGCAAAGAAAAGCGACUUAAACACAAAGUAAGCGGCUAUAAAUUCCAAAGUAAGCGGCGAUCAAUCGCCGGGUGCCACCUUCUAUUGAGAACCCUGUCACAUAUUUCUCCUUAAAACUCUUUACCUACCUCUUUAUCUACCCUAAAAGUUAUGUCCCCCUCAUUUUGUAGUGCUACUGGUUUCACUACUCGGUCAGAUAUUGGUCCUGCCAGAGAUGCUACAGAUAUAAGUGAUGAGCGUCAUGGAAAGCCAGGAUUUGCCACUGAGAAGAAAUCACAGGAUGAAGAAGAGGAAGAAGAUUUAAAUGAAACUAAUUAUGAUGAGGUACUCAACGGUUUUAAGAUUUUAGGCAAUGAUGGAUACUUGGUUUGUUAUUUUUUACAGUAUAGUGCAAAUGUGAAUUUCAUUCCUCUUUAUCAGUUCUCGAACUUCAAAGCAUUCAAAGUAAUUUUCAUAACUUGUAAAAAAUAGACAGUAUCCAGACAGCCACCUUUCAGAAGAUUUCAAACAUCAAAUUAUUUUGUUCCCAUUAAUUAAAUGCACAUUUGUGCGUAUAUUAACCCACAAAAAUUGAAAGGGAAGCAUGCUUCUUUGAAUCAAGAGUCCCAGGGACCCACAAAGACUGGUUACUUCCCCUACCUCUUUGCAAUCUUUGGCCUCAUGUAAGAUGAAAUCCUGGACAUUCCUUUGCAUUAAUUACAUGUAAAAGGAGAGCUACAUAUGGCAAUUUUACUGUGUUAUUUCAAGAAAGACACUGGACCUUCCAAAAAUAUUUUGUCAUUGUACCAGUCCUCUCCCCUGCCACUCUUUCAGUUACAAGUACAGUGUAAAUCCACACAACGAGAGUCUGGGGACCCUUUAAAACCAAAAAGUGCCCUUAAGUUGCUGGGACUGGAUGUCCUAAGGACUGUUAAUGUAUGAAAAUGAGUGGGAACUGUGCUCUGGAUGUUGUUCAAGAUGCCCCGAUAGUAAAAGCUGGUCUGUCAUCAUCAUUAGGGUACUGAUCAUAUUUUUCAUUGUGGGACUGGUGGUUUUCAUUUUCUUGAGCCACUACAUAUUUAAGAGGAUAAUUGGAUAACAAUAAUAAUAUUCCCUUAGCCUUGAAUUGUCAUCAUAGAAAAUAUUUAUGGUAGUUUGCAGGAUAUGGUGGAAGUUUAUUCUCCAGUUGUCCUUAUGAAAAAGAUGAUGAGGAGGCAGAUGCUAUAUAUGAUUCAAUUGAUAGGAGAAUGGAUGAUCGAAGAAAAGAGAGAAGGUUAUUUGAUACAGCUCUUAUAAAUCCUACAAGCAGUCAUCUCACCCUUGCUUAUUUGAGAAAAAACCUUUUAUUUCAAUUUGUAAAAAACCAGAAAAAAUAAGACAUUACUUCAGGAGAGUACAACGUGUACAUCUCAGUGGCUUUGAGUUUAAUUUCAAUGAUUUUUCUCAGUCUACCUCAUUACUCUACCAGCUAACUAUGGAAAAAGAAAUUUUGCACCAUCACAGUUUAUGUAUGUAGCAAUUUAUCAAUUAUGCAGAGAAAGGAACUUAGUGAUGGAAAUUGUAUAACUAUUUCCAAUCCACUCUCUUUAUUUUCAACUUUGGUGUUAACCCUUUAAGUCCCAAUAGUGUCCAACAGCAAUUUUCUCCUAACGAUAUUCAUACAUUAUCACAAGAUUAGGUUAUGAGAAUUAAUAAAAUGAUCACCCAAGAGAAAAUACUUUGAUCUUUUAUCAAAUUCUCUUAACUAAUUCUUAAAGGAAAUGUAUAGAGAUCAGUUUGGAGAAUUUGUAUGUGGAUAUUGGGGCUUUAAGGGUUAAUUAAUUGUGUUUAUGAUAAUUAGGGAGAAACGUUUUAAGGAGGAAAUUGAGCAGUAUCGACAGGAAAGACCUAAAAUUCAACAGCAGUUCUCAGAUCUCAAGGUAUCCAAUUAAUUUAUUAUCCUAGUGUUUAUCAAUUAUAGAUGCGAAGAAGAUGUGAGGCUGUGAGGCAACAGCCUAAUAUUUAAAGUUGUGCACAAAAGUUCCAAGGCAGAAUUAAUCUCGAAUCAAUGCAACAUAUAAUAGUGUAAGGUAACUUUUAUGACGUAAUGCAGAACAGACAAUGCAUUGUUUUAGAGCAAACACAUGAUAUAGAACAGAGAAUCCAUAAGCUGUGUGCGUGUUUGUGAGUCCCGUGCUCAUCCCUUCUUCAACCAGUUUUCAGGUGGAUUCAUUUGCACCAUACGUGUAUAGCUGUCGCAUUUGCCAGCUGGAAUUUUUUAUUGUAUGCUGCUAAGAAAAAAUAAUAAUGCCACAAAAUUUAUUGUGUCUUUGAAGCAAAAUAAUUUGGAAGGCUUCAUCAGCACACCAUAAAUCUUAUCCAUAAUGCCUGGUGUCAAACCUUCUAGCUACCAUCUUAGGAAAGAAACUUGAUAUUAACCUAAGAUUAAUACUAUGCCUUUUAAAAAUUCUUUUAUUAACUGUUUAGUUUUUAAAUAUGAAUUAGCUUUGUAAUAUACUUUGUAUUGUGUUCUCUUGAAAAUAGAAAAAAAUAAAUAAAUUCCAAAAGAAAUAUCAUAGGGAGCAGCUGAUUGUUUACAAAAAUAUCGUUGUGUUGUUGUUAGCGCAAGUUAGGAGAUGUAUCUGAAGAUGAUUGGCUCAACAUUCCAGAAGUUGGAGAUUAUAGAAAUAAAAAACAACGAAAUCCCAGGACAGAGAAGUAAGCUAGUGUUAACUUGUGAGUCUGUGUACUCAAUAAAUAAAUUUUUCGUAUAAUAUUUAUUAAUGGCUGUCACCUCAAGGGCUGGGGAUUUCCCCUGGUCAAUAUGAGCAUAAAACUGGGGCCCAAAGGGCCAAAAACGUUUUUUGUGAGACCAGGGGCCUGUUUCUUGAAAGCCCUGGAAACUUUUCGGGCCCGUAAAGCUAUUUUUCGUUCAACUGUACCUAAAAACGGAGAAGUGUGGAGCUCAUUCGCAGAUGAACACAACACUUUACCAAAAUCGACCAGGAGAAACAUAAAAUUGAACAAAUUUGCAUUUGGAACCCCAUGACUGCCGGAUUUAUUAUUUAAACAUUGAUUUACGUCAUCAGUAUGGAAUUUCUGUCGCUGAGUCACAGACGUUGCUCUUCACGAAACAUCCCUCAGCGGCGAUGAGCGAGGGGAAACGUUUGCCGUUGGCAGGCUAAGAGCAGAACAGCUGGUGCAAAGGAAGCAGUUCUCAUUGCUCUAAAUUAAUAUGAUGGCCUUUUAGCAGGAAUUAUUCGUAACCAUCUAUUCUUGACAAUGACUGUAUUUUAUUGUGUUAAAUUAUUAGGUUCACCCCAGUACCUGACAGUGUCCUCCAUAGUGCACUCAUGACUGGAGAAAAGAUGACAUCUCUUGAUGCAAGGCAGCAGGUACAACAUUUUGUAUUUAUGUUACAGUUCCAUAUGGUUAUUAGGGACUUUAAGAUCUGGCAACGUGACAGCAACAAGGACAACUAAAAAAAUAGGUUUAGUAGGCAAAACAACAGUUUUGCAUCUAUAUCACCCUUUUUUGUAUAUAAAUUCUCUGCAUUUUUGCAUGACAGAGAACGUGAAGUAAUGCCUAAUUUUACAUUUUAUGGAGAAUGCAGGCAAGCACAGCAAAAUUUUAUUUCUCUUUCUGAACUUGGAUAUUUUCCUUAGGAAUUCAACUCCAGAAGGGUUUGCCUAAGGAAUAACAACAACACAAUGUUUAAGCAUUGUUUUUGUGGUCAUUGCAUCAUCGGAUCUUAUAGUCGCCAUUGGUAAUAUUUAUUGUUUAAUCCUCUAAGGGUAGCUCAGUGAAAGUCUUUGACGAACUCAACCAGGAUAACGAGGGCAGGGAAAGUGUCACGGACAAAAUUAAUUAAUUUUUGCAUUCUUUCAAACUUGAUUCUCUUUAUUUGGCCUCACUCAUUUUGUCAAAUGUAGGCAAAUUAAUUUUUCCCUUAAUUCUCAAGGCCUGCAUCUGAGUUCUAAAACAAAAAACAAAAUUUGUCUUCAUGUCUGUUCAUGUCCUCCAUAAAAUAUCACAUUCAUUAAGGAAGUUUUCCAUUGUGGUUGUCUUGUUUAUGUUAAAGAAUUGUACAAAAAAAGGGUGAAGAAUCUUUGUUGACAUUCUCAUUGUCGCGGUUGUGAUGGUUGUGUGAUCUCCCUGUUUUCUCUCUAGAAAUUUGGUGGAUUUCAAACGCCAUUUCCUGGUGGUAUGACACCAAGUGGAAUGAUGACAGGGCUUUCUACACCGUCUGCAGAUCUUGAUUUGAUCAAAAUUGGAGAGGCAAGGAAGUCUCUUGUUGGAGUCAAGCUGGAUCAGGUAAUAUUAUAAGUACAAGUUGCUUUUAAGACUACUGUAACUCAUUCGAGAGAAAGAUCAAAUCCAACAGCUUUAUCUCACAUACAGGAGAUGCGAAUCACUCACUAAAGAACACCCUGACUUUUAUUCAAACUUUUUUAGUUGUUUUUGCAUUAGAUGAGUAGGAUGGCUUGCCAGUAGCCAAAAGCUUAUCGUGGCAAGUUAGACUGUACACAAAAUAAUAAGUUUCUUACACAAAUAUACAUAUUUUCAGAAAGAAAAUAUAUUUUAUCAUGCAACUGCAAACUAUGUACGCAUUACACUUCAUGUUAUUAUUAAUCAAUAAUUUAGAAAGAAAAAAGUUAGGGAAGAAAAACAAUAAAAAACUAAAGAACAUUAUGUCAAGAGGAAAGCUACAAACUCAACUUAAGUGAAUAUUUCAUUUAUUAAUAAGUAAUAAAAUGAAAAAUUAACUUACUAAUUAUUAGUGCAUCAACUUCAAUGCUUAAUCCUUACCAGCGUAGUUUUAAUAUUGAAUAAAAACUGGACUUUCCUGAGCAAUGUACAAUGUGACCGGUUUUUGUAUUCAGUAGUGCAUUGAUGACUGCUGUAAAGAGGUUUUUUUUCUGCCCGUUAGCACUUUGAUGAAAAUGAAAACUCCUUGAUCUUUAUCUGUUAGUGAUUUUCGUUGUUGGCAUGGAUUGAUACCAAAAGAUGUCAGCGAGAGUUAUAGCAUUAUGUAAAAAAAGGACACAAAAAUGUGGACUGUCUUAUUUUUUGAAAUUAAUGUUUUUAUGAAGAAACUAAAACCCAGUCUUUUUGUUCAGUGUAAGUCAGUUUGUGCUAAGGGAUUUUUUUUUAUUUUUCUGAUCCCUCUUACUGUCCUUAUUUUGAGAUAAUUUUUACUUACUUUUUAGCGGCAUAGUUAUUUCACACUUUUAAAUAAUUAAUCAUUUUUCUUUCUAUUCAUAAAUUUUGAUAGAUGUUGAGUUUUCUUAUUUUUGUCAACUAAAUAGUUAAUCUGUCAAUGCUUGAAGCAUGAUUGAAAUGUUUCUCCACAAUAAUUGCAAUAAUUAUUCUACUCGUCAGAUUUACUAUAAAACUAUUUGGAGUCACCUACUGGACCUAAUUUAGUUGUUGCAUUUUAAUUCUGUCCGCAAUUUAUGUCUUUGAUUUAUAGGCAUCUGAUUCAGUUAGUGGUCAGACUGUUGUGGAUCCUAAGGGAUAUCUUACAGAUCUUCAGAGUUUAACACCCUCCGCUGGUGGAGAUAUUGGGUAAGAACGGUCAGCAGUAUUAUUUUAUCAGUGAAUAGGGGAUAUCCUCUUCGCCCCACCCCACAAACAAGCAAAAUCUGCACCCAGUAGACAAGAUAUUUUAACUGGAAGGUACCUUUUGGAGCAGCCUGUGAGCAAGCUCUCUAUUUGGGGGAUAUUGUGAAAAGAAGACGUGCAAGAAGCACGCAAGAGGAGACAUGAAAAUGGGGCAAGAGAAAGCUCCUUUCCUUGGCCCCUCAGUGAUAACUUGUUAUCGAUUCCCUUCUACCUGUGAAGGUCUUGGUAUAAUUUUUUUCAACUUUGUUUCAAAUUAUUGUACGUCACAUUGUGUAUAUGCUCUGUGUAGGGAUAUAAAGAAAGCACGACUUUUGUUGAAGUCUGUUAUUACUACAAACCCACAACAUGGCCCUGGUAAGUAACGACACUUGUUUUCAAAGCUUUUUUAAAAGUUACAGUGUAGUAUUAUUGCUAUUAACCCUUUCGCCCCUGGGAAUUUUGGGGUCAGCGUUACAUGAUUUUAUUUUGCCUUUUUCUCGGGCCUUCUUGACUGAAUGGCGCUCAUUCUGGUAUGGUUUGAAAGAUCUGUUCUCCCUGUACAAGGAAAAUGGCAAAAUUAUCCUUGACCGCCUAAACAUGACAUCACAAGCGGUACAAGGGACGUAAAUACACCCCGGCAGUUACGUGCGCUUCCGCGGCAAAUUGGUUAUGGGAAGUUACAAAUUUUUGUAUCAGCAAGAGAAUAUACUUAUGCUCCAUAAUCAUUUGAUUUUUUGUUGUUGUUGUUGUUGUAAUUUGUAUGAAUAGUAUGCUGUUUGGUCAAAUAUGUUUGAACAAGAUAUGAAUCUGAAAAAAUACUUAUGCCUGUACAACUGAACUUCUGUUCUCCAAGAAUGGCAAGAUAAAAAAAAUAGCUCUCUAUAGAGAGAACAUGUUUACAGUUUUUGUUAUAUCUGUUUUGCACUUGUGAUUUUAUUGGCUUGCUGUGUCAUAUAAGCUUGAAACGCAACCUGUUCUGUUGAAGAAAUUUAAUGAGUUCUUGCAUUAAGGUGACACUUGUUUAUCUGACGCAUCAUGUAGCAUACCUAUGACUAGCCUUGAAGAGAAAGUGAAUGUUAUUUUCAUGUUAUGUAGCGUGCCGAUGACCGCAGUUACCCCUUGUUUGCAAUUACUUUUGACUAAAAAAAAAAUUGACAAGCAACAACUAGAGCGUAAUAGGCUCUCCUUGUUUUUACCAACUGAGUCAUACAGUAUUUUGCACCUGGCCUUUAGAAUUAACGCUUUUCUUACUUACGCACAGACUAGAGACGGGACUGCAUAGUGUUGCAGUUUCUGUGGAAACUGUUAACACAAAAAGAAAUAAUAAGUAAUGGUAACUGGACUGAGUGGAGUCCAAUUCGGUCUGCAAUCAUACGAGCGAUAACAAAAUCGGACGACCGCGUAGCGGGAGUCCGAUUUGUUUAAUCACGAGUAUGAUUACAGACCGAAUUGGACGACACGAAGUUCUGUUACCAAUUAAUCAUAACUUUAACAAAAUUUGUGAUAUAAUAGGCUAUUUUUUAAAUCAAAACGCAAGAAAUUCGAAAUUUUGUUUUGCUAGCAUUGAAAAAAAAGCCAUUUAAGCGCGCGCUUGAUGGCGCGUACUGUCCAAUUACUUAGGCAUGACGCGUACUGUCCUAUCAAACUGUCCAAUUAAGGCUGAAAUCAGGGCAGUUGAUAGCCAAUCAGAUUUGAGAAUUUUGUUAUAGUUAUGAUUAUAAUGAUAAUAACAAUGUAAUAGUAAAAUAAUAAUAGUAAUAAUCUGAUUACUAAUAAUGACAAUGAUGAUGACGAUGCCAAUGAUGAUUAAAUAUUAUUGGCAACAAAGCUUUGUUGGGUAAUCUCCUAUCCUACUUGUAGGUUGGAUAGCCGCUGCUCGUCUAGAGGAAGUGACAGGCCGCAUGCAAGCAGCACGCAACACAAUCGUGAAAGGAACUGAGGUCUGUCCAAAAAAUGAAGAUGUCUGGCUUGAAGCUAUCCGAUUACAGGUAAUUACUACUAAAUUAAAAAAGAAAUCUACAGUAAUACGCUUACCCUGUGUGUCCACAGUACCUAUAGACUACGAGUAGUCCCCCAUUUUUCCUCAGGGAUAGCACAGCGAGAGAAACGCGAGCGUGCGUGAAAAUCACCCCACACGCUCCCUGAGGAAAAAUGGGGGACUACUCAUAGUCUACAGUACCUAUUGCAAAAUACUGUUUUUGGCAGUGACAGUUUCAGUUGUUGGUAAAUUGAUAUGCACUGUUUCAAAGGGAUGCUUGAUAUCCUGCAGUGACUACUCAAACAAUAUCUUCAUCAACAGUUUUGUUGAUUCAAACUCUGUAUUUGAGAGAGCUAUUUGAGACAGGCCCUGUGUCUGAGGUGCCACACGUUCUGAUAAGCAAGCCCGGCCUUUGCAUCUUCCGUUAAAAUACUGAACAACUUAACGUCUUUGUGGACCGUCCUGAUUCUCGUCUACAAAUAGCCUGCAUAUCUGGCGCUUUUUGUGGGAAGGGGCAAUUAAGGGAAGUGCUGUGAAGUGGUAAAGCAACGAUGAGAAUGAGAGGGUCUGCAACUUGUGCAUGACUGUCCAUCUUUUCGCCCAAAUGGAGAGCUUGCUCGCAGGCUCCCGUACUCCCCUGCCGCACUGUGAAAUUGGACGUGUUUACUACCUUCCUUAUUAAUGGACUAUAUAAUGAUAUGCUUUAUUUAUUGACUUUGCAGCCCCCGGAAUCUGCCAAAUCAGUGUGUGCUCAAGCCGUGGGUCAACUGCCUCUAUCAGUUCGACUGUGGAUAAAAGCUGCAGCAUUGGAGGAUGAAGUCAAAGCAAAGAAGCGAGUCUACAGGAAAGGUAAAGCGGAACAUCCGUAGUGAGUAAAACCCCAACAUAACCAACCCCCAAAUGGAUAGUGCUGUAGGUUUACGGUCAUCUCGCCACCAACGAAAUCGCCACCUAUCAAUGGCAAACCCAUUUAUGCAAACCCAUCAUUUUGGUCUUGGUUUAGCUAGGCGCUGGGGGUUUAGCAACUUUUGACUAUUUAAAAUCGUAAAAAUCCUAGGUAAGUAAUCCUAGGUUAGUAGACGCGUCGAUUAUUACAGAGUUAGUACUUGGUGGCGAGUUGGUUGGCGGCGAGUCGACAUUUUUGAUAGUGACUUCGGUGGUGGCGAGAUGACCGGUUACUGUCCUGUAUUCAUGAGCUUGCACUAACUGGCAGACCUCAUGGUAAAUAGCAAUUACUGGUCAUCUCUGAUCAACGCACGGGGUCCUUUUUUAGCAAGGGGUGUGGGGUAAGGAGGGAGGCGGACACUUAAAAGACUAGGGGCGCUUUCCAUUUAGUCAAAAUUUCCUGAAUUUCCGGUUCGGCGGUAAAUGGAACACGUUUCGUCGGUUCGUCCCACUGGAAAAUUCCCAGAAAAAGUGGAAAAUCUAAAAAGGUGGGCCCGUUUACCCGGUUGGAAUUUCCGAACGGAAUGUCGUGUUCCAUUUACGUUUCUCGUAGUUUGUACCAGUUCCAGGUCCACGGUUGGGCACCGCCACGUACCGGGGUUUACGACCAAAUGGAACAACUUUUUACCAAUCGGAAAUUCCACUUUUGCUACCACCGAAAUUUCCGGGUUUUUUUCGUAAAUGGAAAGCGCCCUAGGAGAGGCCCCCUAUUUUCCUUAUGGGUAGUAGAGCGUCAGCGAACGAACACGCGCGCACGUUCCUCGCCGGUUGGGAUUGUCACACGCGCUCGCAUGUAUCGUUCACUCUACUAUCCAUGAGGUAAGAAAAGGACUGCUCCUAGUGUGUGAGCACUUGAGAAGUCAAAUCGAGCGAACACGCGCCCACGUUCCCCGCCGGUUGGGAUUGUCACGCGCGCUCUCAUGUAUCGUUCACUCUACUAUCCAUGAGGUAAGCAAAGGACUGCUCCUAGUGUGUGAGCACUUGAGAAGUCAAAUCGAGCGAACACGCGCCCACGUUCCCCGCCGGUUGGGAUUGUCACGCGCGUUCACAUGUAUCGUUCACUCUACUAUCCAUGAGGUAAGAAAAGGACUGCUCCUAGUGUGUGAGCACUUGAGAGGUCAAAUCGAGCGAACACGCGCCCACGUUCCCCGCCGGUUGGGAUUGUCACGCGCGCUCGCAUGUAUCGUUCACUCUACUAUCCAUGAGGUAAAAAAAGGACUGCUCCUAGUGUGUGAGCACUUGAGAGGUCAAAUCGAGCGAACACGCGCCCACGUUCCCCGCCGGUUGGGAUUGUCACGCGCGCUCGCAUGUAUCGUUCACUCUACUAUCCAUGAGGUAAGAAAAGGACUGCUUCUAGUCUGUGAGCACGUGAGAAGUCAAGGGAUUGGAAAAGUUCAAAACUAGUUAUGUGAAUUUUUUUCUCGUUUGUGUUAAUCCCUUUAGCUUUAGAACACAUUCCAAACUCAGUAAGGAUCUGGAAAGCUGCUGUAGAACUUGAAGGACCAGAAGAUGCACAGAUCAUGUUGAGCAGGGCGGUAGAAUGCUGUCCAACCAGCGUGGAGGUAAUUUUUUAAUUGUGGGACUCUUUUUACAAACACAGUUUUUUGCCUCCUUUCACUUUCCAGUUUUUUUGUUUGUUAUUUCAUAGCUUUGGCUUGCCCUUGCCCGCCUGGAAACCUAUGAAAAUGCAAGGAAGGUAAGAACUAAAGAGACAUUCAUACACUUACUGUUGUAUUAUUAGGCGGUAUUUUUCAUGAUGUUACGGAGCACUGCGUGUGUAACAAAACACUGUAAAGAAGAACUUACAAACGUUGGAGAAAUGUCCAUUUUCUACAAAAAAAGGUCAAGUUUUGUGGAGGAUGGAAAGGCGGGUUUACGCCCCUCGUUUGGUUUCAGUGAACUAAAGGUCUUUCAAAGUUGCCUUUUGCAAUCUUUUUGAUAUGAGAAGAUAGCGAGUGUUUUUAUGCGCUUUCCCAGUCAGUUAAAUACUCUAAGCACAAUUGAUCGUCAGUUUAAAAGCAAUUUGCCUUUCAGUUUUCCAACCUGAUGAAACUCUUUAAAAAAUUGAUAAAUUUUAGUUACUUGUGCUGUGAUUGUUGUUGUUGUUGUUUUGACGUUUAAAUGUUUGAUUUAACUGUAGGUUUUGAACAAAGCUCGUGAAAAUAUUCCAACCGAUAGACAAAUUUGGAUAACAGCAGCAAAACUUGAAGAAGCUAAUGACAACUUUCCUAUGGUGGAAAAGAUCAUUGACAGAGGUACAAGUACUUUUAAGCGCCUUGCGGAAUCUUAAAACGCUCGUUUUAUUGAAGGAGCUGUGGACGGUAGGGAUGGGUGGGGGAAGGGCUACUCCCUAUAAUGACCUAUGCGGGAAAGGGGUACCUUUUCAGGUUUCAGGUAUAUGAAAGGGUAGGGGUUUCACUUGUUAACGGAUAUGAGAGGGAGGGGGCUGUCAUAUCGGUAUGUGAAAAGGACUUAAAAGGGCCCGUAGACGGUUUUUAUGGCUGUAAAAGAGACAAGAAACCUUUCUGGUUCAAUACUUUUAAAAAGAAAAAAAUAUGCACUUUAUUUGAGUGUCAAUGUAUUUAGCACGAAAGUACUAAUUGUGGACACUAAUUUUACGUCUCCUAGUGGAGACGGGGCCGCCAUUUUACGUGGUCAUCCGAGCCACGCGAAGGUCUAGCCGUUUGAAGGACAAAGGAAGUACCUUCAUUUCAGUUAUUUUAAGACCCUGAGUAUUGGUCCGGCCCCGGGAAUCGAACCCGCGACCUCCCGCUCUGCAGUCAAGCGCUCUACCGACUGAGCUAAACCUGCCGUGGUAGAGUGACGGUGCAUUUACUACACUUGAAAGAGAUGCAGUAUUCUGAACGAAGUAUGUGAGAUCGGUAUCAUUUGUUAACAGAAGGUUACGAGCGCGGUAGGUUUUCUAUCAAAAGUAGAGAGCUUAAGCAACGAUAACGACGACGGCAAUGAGAACGGCCAAAACUUAAAGCAAUGGAUCGGCUGAUAUUAGCAAAAACCCACCUUUGCACGUGCAUCACGCUUUUUUGUACAUUUCUUAGCCGUCGUUGCACGACUACAACGUGAAAGUGCCUAAUUUCACGUUUUGUCGGGGACGGGAACACAAGACAACAACUUACUUGGUAGAGAGACGGUGCAUUUACUACACUUGAAAGAGAUGCAGUAUUCUGAACGAAGUAUGUGAGAUGGGUACCAUUUGUUAACAGAAGGUUACGAGCGCGGUAGGUUUUCUAUCAAAAAUAGGGAGCUUAAGCAACGAUAACGGCGACGGCAAUGAGAACGGCCAAAACGUAAAGCAAUGGAUCGGCUGAUAUUAGCAAAAAAAGCACCUUUGCACGUGCAUCACGCUUUUUUGUACAUUUCUUAGCCGUCGUUGCACGACUACAACGUGAAAGUGCCUAAUUUCACGUUUUGUCGGGGACGGGAACACAAGACAACAACUUCCUUUUUCUUUUCCUGAACUUUGAUGCAGUCCUUUAGAAUUCAACUCUAAAACAUUUGCCAACAUUUGAUGAAUUAAACGAGAUGGAAUAAGCGCGAUAACGUUUGAGGCAGCGCGAGUUCACUUUGUAAGUGACGUUUUCGUAGCCGUCGCCGUCGUUGUUGCUUAUUUUAAGCUCCCAAAUGGCUCCCAAUCCCAAGGGAUUGGCUCCUCGUACAAGACUGCGCUGAAUUGACCCCCCCCCCACCCCUCUCCCCUGGUAUGAGCAAUAGACUAACAUCGCCUUCUGACUUUCCUCCUUAGCUGUUACGUCUUUAAAAGCAAAUGGUGUGGAAAUUAAUAGAGAUCAAUGGAUAAAGGAUGCCGAGGAAAGCGAGAAAGCUGACAGUGUACAGACUUGUAGGGCCAUAAUGUAAGUUAUAUUGAUUGGUUUUUGGAACUGAUAAAUGUACUGUUCACAGUCCCCCAUUUUUCCGUAAGAUCGUCGCGAUCGAGCGCUUUGCUUCAUGGCGGCCAAUUUGGAUGAGUAUCACUGAAAUCUACUUGGGAGCGGGGGGAGUUCUCGCCUCCCUCCACCGACGGCUAUAAACCCCGACACCUGCCCCCUCGGUUCAUAUGAAACUAAGAUGGCCGCCCGUACCGGUAAGCGCUCGAUCCUGACGAUCUUGCGAAAAAAUAGGGGACUGUGACCAAUCUAGGAAUUAAAAGGAAAACUUCGUGCUAGUGAAAUUUCAAGACAGUCCAAGAAACAAGCUGGUGAGCUCUUGACUGGACAGAUGACAUAUAUAUUUUUUCUUUUUUCAGUGAUAUUGUGAUUGGCAUCGGGGUAGAGGAAGAGGACAGAAAGCACACGUGGAUGGAUGAUGCCGAGAGUGUAAGUGUUCCCAUGACAACGCACGAUUCAAUCAAUACAGAUUUCGAAUGGUCCAGCAUCUCACGCGAUUCGGAUGUGCGAUAAUGACUUUGCGUGUCGAAUCACCUUGGCUAAUUAGCCUUGGACAGGCUCGUGUGGUCAUCAAUAGGUCAUUAAUUUCCUGAGAAUUACAUCUUAGACCAGCCCUGUAUGUUGCAGGUAAACCCGCCGAGUUCUCAGACUUGUAUGCUUUUCUCCUUUCUCGUCACGGGCUAAUCGUCAACCAGACAUUUAUUAUUUGCUUAUUUAAGACCUCCUCCGCGCUACCCUGGGAACCAGAGGUUUUUUCUCGUGUGCGACGAGGAGCUUCGUCGGUCGCAGGCCGACUCGUCUUCGGCCGAGCGAAGACACGAGCGGCGAAGCUCUGGCACCCAGGGUACUUCCGCGCAAGUUUGUUAAAUAAUGGAAAUGCUUGUAUACACACUCGCCUAAAGGGUCUGAGUGUAUAGUGUCACUCGUGGGAUAUCUCACGGUAUUUUACUCCAAGAGUAAGCAACAUAACUUUUGUCCUAACAACAACAAUGCAUCGUUAAGAAAAAAGGUUACGAUAAUUUCAAAAAUAGUCAACAAGGGAAAAAUGCUUGUUAAAUCUCUUAUUGAAUUCCCUCAACUGAUUCUUUAAGGAAAUACAUCCAGAUAAAUUUGGACAAGUUGUUUGUAGAUAUGGGGGCGUUGCGUUUGAUUUGAAGAUUUUAAUCAAGCUUUCUCCAUCUUAAUCUGCAGUGUAUUGCUAACAGUGCAUAUGAAUGUGCACGAGCUAUUUACGCGCAUGCCCUGUCCGUAUUUCCCAGCAAGAAAAGCGUCUGGUUACGAGCUGCGCACUUCGAAAAGAACCAUGGGACAAGGUAAGUUCACUACAUCCAAUGUUGCUGACUUUCCUGUGGGCUAAUAAAUUAUCACUCACUGGUGAGGAAUAAACUGCUUGUAGUCUGCUUCGAUUUUGUAUGUACAAACACGCUGUCACUGCGAGACUGUAGGGAGUGGACGGGCAGAUAAGGAACUCGCUUCCCCCCCACUCCACGCCCCAAUUCUCCGUCUGCUCUCCUGCUCGCCCAUGCAAAGAAUCGUUACGGACUGCUAGAGUUGGGCAGUUCAGUCAAAGAGGGGCUUUGUAUGCUGAACAAGUCAAUUGGAGAUAUUUCUAAAUGCGAAAUUAGGGAUGAAGCGAGAGAAACAAAGUCUUAAUACUCAGGUUAUAUUUUGAAUGAAUUUGUUUUCCAGUUGGCGCAUUUAAAUUUGCACCUUCCAGAGCAAGACUUUUUAUGUCUAUUUUUCCUUAAUACUUGCCUAUACCAAGACUAAUUUUGCCAACUUAACUAAGUAGGUUUUGCUGUUAACCUAAGUCCUGGUUUGUCCUUAAACAGAGAAUCUCUAGAAGCCCUGUUACAGAAUGCAGUUAAGCACUGCCCCAAAGCUGAAGUCCUGUGGCUCAUGGGAGCAAAAUCAAAAUGGAUGGCCGUAAGUCAUAGUGCAGUCUGUACUUUAUAAUGUGAUGUUAUUAGUUUAACUUUUUGUGUCCCUGAACGAAAUCUGUAGUGUGAUCGUUCAGAUGGAAGCUGCUGGAUGAGCUGUACUUUCUUGCGACUAGCAUGCUGCACGAGGGUUCUAACUUUUGAGACUGCGGAUGAAAUCCUAAAGACUAGUAUGACCAUUCAAAUGAAAGCUAGUAAGCAGUACUUACGCUGUACAAGGUGGUUCUAACUUUUGAGUCUGUGGGUGAAAUCCUUAAGUGUGACCAUUCAAAUGAAAACUACUGUGUAGUACUUUCCUGUGGUACUGUUUAUUAUGCUGUGCAAGGUGGUUCUAACGUUUGGGUCUGUGAACUGAUGAAAUCCUAAAGUGUGACCAUUCAAAUGAAAGCUACUAAGCAGUACUUUCGUGUGGUACUGUUAUUAUGCUGUACAAGGUAGUUCUAACUUUUGAGUCUUAAAUGAAAUCCUAAGGUGUGGCCUUUCAAAUGAAAGCUACUGAGCAGUACUUUCCUGUGGUACUGUUUAUUAUGCUGUACAAGGUGGUUCUACCUUUUGAGGCGUGGAUGAAAUCUUAAAGUGUGCCCUUUCAAGUAAAAUCUCUUUGGAAGUAUUUUUGUCUGGUGUUAUUUGUUUUCAGUUUUAAACAAAAUAAAAUUUGGCAGUUUAUUUUUCUUGAAUUUUGUUUAUUAGCACUCUUAGAGUAGAAGUUUUUUUUCUUGUUUCAUCUUUAAAAUGUUCCUUGUCAUCAUCUCAGUUUGAUUGUUCGUUGUAGGGGGAGAUAAAUCAUGCUCGGCAAAUCCUGUCUCUUGCGUUUCAAGCCAAUCCAAACAGUGAGGAAAUUUGGCUGGCUGCCGUCAAAUUAGAAAGCGAAAAUAACGAAGAUCAGAGAGCAAGGUGAGUGAAAAUUCUAACCCUGUUUACUAUUAUUCAAUAACAAUAAUAAUAAUAAUAAUUUAUUUGUAAGGCGCAAAUGACAUUUAAAUGUGAUCUUAUGCGCUCUAACAACAACAACAAAAAUUAUAUAAAAUUAUACAUAAAAUUUCCUAAAAAAACUAAAAAUUUAGUAUAAAUCUCUCUAGUAUAUAUACAAUUAAAAGGCAAUUAUAAGAUUUGAUUAUUAAAUGUAUCGUAACUUAGUAAUUAAAAUUAUCUUAAAUCGUUAAUUGAUAAGUCAUAAUAAUAAUAAUUGUAAAUCUAUAAAUCAUAGGCUUCUUUGAAAAGUAACGUUUGUCGUCAGCUUUGAAAUGCUUCAUGUUUCCAUCCUAAAUGCACUUGGAAGUUUGUUCCAUAGAGUCGAUUCAGCCACUUGGAAGGCCCUGACGCCUAAGGUCUUUUUAGACUUGAACGUCGGUGGAGCCAGUGACAGUUCACCAUUUGACCUAAGGUUGUUCUUAACUUCUAUUAAAUUUUGUACAUAAUAUGGAACCAGUCCAUGUAUUGCUUUAAAUAUUGUAAGUAUCACAUUAAAUUUAAUCCGGACACUUAUUGGUAACCAGUGUAACUGACACAGUACAGGUGUUAUCUGACAAAACCGCGGAGUAUUUGUUAUUAACCUGGCAGCCAUAUUCUGAAGACGCUGCAGCUUAUUGGUAUUAUUUCUCGGAAGACCGUAGAGUGAACUGUUACAGUAAUCUACACGCCCCAUUACCAGUGCAUUAACCAAACAUCUGGUUGAAUCCAACGUUAAGUUUUUCCACAGGGAGCCCACACAAUCUGUUUGCGUAGCCGAUUGUUAUUUUGUAGUAAAUGUACUGGAUUUACCGUUUGCUUCACCUAUAGCGAUAUAUCGCUAACUAUGGAUAUAAAUCAAUGAUAAAUAAACGUUGAAUUACCUUACCUGUGGUAUAUAGUCGUCGUUUUACCUCAAAAGCGGUUUUUUGAGCGAUUUUUGAGUUUGAUUUCGCCGUUGACUGUUCCUUAUAUUAUUAUUAUAUUAUUAUUAUAAGGAACAGUCAACGGCGAAAUCAAACUCCUUCAAAAUCGCUCAAAAGACCGCUUUUGAGGUAAAACGACGACUAUAUACCACAGGUAAGGUAAUUCAACGUUUAUUUAUCAUUGAUUUAUAUACAUAGUUAGCGAUAUAUCGCAAAAGGUGAAGCAAACGGUAAAUCCAGUACAUUUACUAUAAAAUAACAAUCGGCUACACAAACAGAUUUUGUGGGCUCCCUAUGGUUUUUCCUGAUCUUUCUUAUAUUAUGGCGAUAGUAGUAACCUGUACAACACGUUUUUGUAAUUUGAGCAUCAAACUUCAGAUGUGGAUGAAACAGAACUCCAAGAUUUCGUGCAGCACUAGCAGGAGCAACACUGGUGUCACCAACAGAUAAUUCGGCAACACUAACCUUUUUAAGUUGUUGUCUACUUCCAAUGAUUAUAGACAGCAACUUGAAAAGGUUAGUGUUGCCGAAUUGUCUGUUGGUGACACCAGUUAAGUUGCUUGUUCUUUAACUUGUUCGUGUUGGUUUAGUCUUCAUUGUUUUUCGUUGGUUAACCUUUCUAGGUGUAAUAGACUAUUGACGCUCCCAGCCCAAUUGAAAUAAAAUGUGUCUUGUUUUUUAACAGAAAACUUCUACAGCGAGCAAGACACAACGCAUGCACACCGAGGGUAGGUAGAAGCCCGUGUUGUACGAGGCGUGUUAUGAUUGCUUUCAGUUUUUUGUGUUUCUAACGUACCUUUUGUUCUAUAGCGCAGACGCGUUUUGUUCUACACGCAGACGUUCUUAGGGCUUAGACAGAACACUUGACGAAGCGCUAAGAUCGUGUGCAUGCGUAACUUUUACUCGUUUCUUUAUCCGAUAUAGACAUUCGUUCAACUUCAAUUUUCUUUUUAAGUUAAACAAAUUCUUUCACUUUUAAAGGUUUUUUUUUUAACCCUCAGGUGAUGAUGAAAUCCAUCAAGUUAGAGUGGGUCUUGGGAAAUCUUUCAGAGGUAUGUAUUUCCCGCGCUUGGUAACCUUUAUCUUUUUCCCGCCUUGUGAACCCGUCAUCUCUUUCUCGUGCUUGGUACCCAUUAUUUACCCAUAAUCUAUCUACCGCGCUUGGCAUCCUGUUUCUAUUUCCCGUUAUUUGCACCUGUAAACUCCAAUUCCCGCGCUUGGCAACCGUUACCUUUUUUCCGCGCUUGGCACCCGUUACCUUUUUCCUGCGCAGCGCUUGUCACCCGCUAUCUAUUUCCCGCGGUUGACACCUGUUUGCCUUUUCCCGCGUUUGGCAGCCGUUAUCUUUUUCGAGCGCUUCGCAAAGUGUAGUAUGCUUGUGCUCAGGCCAAGUCGUUACUUCACGUUGCUAUGGUAGCAAGAUUUCUAGAUGACAACAAACCGAAAACGUCACUAAAAAGUAAAUUCGCACUGUUUCAAACUUCAUCGAUCUUAUUCAAUUUCAUUUAAUUUGUCAAGUGUUGGCGAAAUGUUCUAGGGUUAUACCCGAAAAGACCGUAUCUAAGUUGAGCAAAGGAAAAAGAAAAUUUCUCGUGUUGUGUUCACGUACUCCUGAAAGUGGGCGCGUGAAAUUAGGAAGUUUCAUGUCGCAGUCGUGCAACGACAGCUUCGAAAAGUGCAAAAAAGAGUGGUACGUGUAAAGUUGUUGUUCUGGUUUUAUAAACCUACUACCUUUUGGCCGUUCUAGUUGUCGUCGCUGUCAUCGUUGCUUAAGCUGCCUAUCGUUGUGGUCCAGAAAUUUUGCUACCAUGGUGAUGUGACGUCACUAUUCUUCUCUCUAUUCCUUCCAAUUUUAAUUUUUAUCUUGCUGUUCUGUUUCCCAGGCGGAACGGUUGUUGGACGAAGCUGUUCAAAAAUAUCCCGAUUUUGCGAAGGUAAGAGUGACUAACAACUUUGAAGAACUACACUCGAAUCAGAACAAAUCCGUUGCAUUGAUAACUUUGUCUGCUGUAAAGCUUAGUUUUAUUUAUUUAUUUAUUUAUUUAUUUUUUAAUUAUAUAUUGAAGUUAUGGAUGAUGAAAGGUCAGAUACAAGAAGAGUUAAAUAACGUGGAUAACGCAAGAGAAGCCUAUAAGCAAGGGGUGAGUGUAUGAGAAAUUCGAUCUUUAUUCAGAUACGUAAGGGAGGACAUAAUUUUGAUCUAAAGAAUCUAUGCCCGACUGUUUAGCUAUCUUUAUAUCUGAGAUUAUGAAAUCGGAAACCGGUCCAUGCGAGGUAUUGGAUUAAACAUUUGACAUGAUUUGAUACCCACCCGCAGCCGAAAAUUUUCGAAAAUUCUCCAAACGAUGUCUGGAGGUCGCACGAACAUCUCCUAUUCUGCCAGACGUUCCGAAGAUUUCCGAAGGAGAUCUGAGGGUGUUUGGAUUCUUGACAAACACCUCCUCAACCACAAACACCUAGUACUUAAGUGCCUUCCAGUAUAGUACUUUUGGGCAAAUUAAAAUAAAAGCAUUUAUAUUAAACAAAUUGUGCUGUCUUUGUAUUUUCAUUUUCUACAUGAAUGAAACUAUUUUACUUGACUGCGGACACGUGCCUCUUUUCUUUGUUGCAGACGAAAAAAUGUCCCCGUUCCAUUCCAAUUUGGCUUUUAUUAGGCAGGCUUGAAGAAAAAACAGGUAUGAAAACCAAGAUGUGCGAACGUUCAUUCAAAUCUUUAGCUUAUUCUCCGAUACGUGGUCGUUCCUGGUCCUAAUAGUGGAUUUCACUUUCUUGUAGUUUAAGCAUGUCAAGUUAUUUCAUUUCUCCGUUUUUCAGGCCUAACUACUAAAGCAAGAUCUGUUUUUGAACAAGCCCGCCAGAAAAUUUCCAAAUCCCCGGAAUUAUGGUAAGAUUAAAGUUUAUCAUAAUGUUGAAAACGCUUAAGAUGUGGAGUUGCGCCUGGCAAACGCCCUCUCCAAUUAUCGUACGUUACAAACGCCCUUUUGGACUUGCCAUAAUUGGCUACGGAUGUGGCGGUGUCCCGGCCACUUUUUUCUAUUUUAAUUUAGUUAUCUGAGGGUCUUAAUAGGGUUAACCGUCGAGAGCUGUCAAACGGCCUGAAAUUCAACCGUCAAGCGUCAAAAAUGCGGAUUAAUUAUUUACCGUCAAAACGAUUGAAGGAAUUUCUAUAAUGUCACUAUUUCAGUUGAUCUAACAGGAGUCUGGCUCCUGAAGAAACUCUAAACUGGAAAAACCAGUUCCCAUGUUCUCAGAAACACUCCUUCGAGACAUUGCAAGACCUUGCAACUUGCUUAUGUCUGAAAAUUUUUCGAAAUUUCAUAGGUUAAAGGCCAAGACAACUUCAAAACCACAACAGCCAACAUUUAUUUAUUCUCUUUGGUAAAUUUAAUUGAAUAAAACUAUAAUCCUCAUAUAACUCACUUUUUCAGCACUGUUUCGUUUGGUUUGUUCAUAGUUAAUUGAGUGGAAUGGUUAUGAAACCCGUCAGACUCCUUUGUUAUAUGUUUUUGUGGACCUGAAAGUGCACAACGUUCAAAAGAAUUCCUAUCAUUUUGAUUGUAUUGACCAAUAAAAACGUUGCAUUAAUUUAUUCCGUAACAAUUUGCCAACAGAAAACAAAGGAUUGUGCACUUUCACGGUGCUUUGAACAUAAACUGCAGCACUGUUGUUUUUAUCAUUGAUGUUUGCCGCUUUUCAUAACCAGUCUCCUCUAAUAACUAUGGUUUGUUUUAAGUAAUGAUCCGAGUAAGGUGGAUAGCAAUUUCUUUUGUUAUGCGGCAACGGUGCUUUCCCCACAUAGGAAUGUUCUCAUUUUUACACAGAGAAUGAAUAAACUUACAUGAAGGCCGUUUACGUAAUAAAAGGCAUUUACACUCCACUUUGAAAGGGUGUUUUUUUGUGUUAAAAGGUUUUGACCAAUCACAAGAGCUGAAAACGACAGCCAAGGAAAGUUUACAAUUUUACAUGUUCCCCACAUAGGAUUUCUUUUUAUUCAAACUGAGACCAGAUUUUGUUAUAUGGAAGAUGGUUGGAAAGUAAGGAUGAAUAUAUGUACUGCUUUAUGACGUUUUGUUAACUUUUGCUGUUUAAGCCAAUCAGAAGUAAGUACAGACAAUAGAAAAGUUAGCACGGUUUUUGCAUUCCAACAUGUUCGUUGCCGUUGUUGCUAUCGUUCUUACCUGGACCGUUUCUUAACAAUUAAAAUUUCCAGUUUUUCGCACAUGUUCAUAUUUUGGCAUGCCUGUCACUUCUACCUGGCUUUAUAUCACUUAUUUUUUCCAUCGCUUUGCCCAUUAAUUUUUGGUUUCUGUUUGACCUAGGCUUGAAGCAGUUCGGAUAGAAACCAGAGGAGGGCGUAAAGAAUUUGCUCGCACUUUGAUGGCAAAAGGUAACCGUGCUGUUUCGUAAGCCAACCACUUGAUUUUGAAGUAAAACUCUCCUGUCACCCUCUUUUUGACUUAUUGGGUGUUUCACACGCAAGUUGACAGGGGCAACCAGCGAGAAUAUAGUUCAAAACCACUUAAACAUAGCAUUGUUAAACGUAUUUUAGGAUUUAAACGGUAGAUAUAGGCAUAUAUUUAUCCCCUAAAAAUUUUUCAUUUGUUCGGAUUUCCUAGCAGAAAGUCUAGUGAUCUGAAAAUUAUAGGGAUCAAAACUUACCUUUUCGAAAAUUUCAGCCAGAAAAAAGGCUCCCGAAAAUUCUAGCUGACUUUUUUAGGGUAAAAUCCUUUAAAAAUGGGCAAUUAUACCAUUUUUUGGAUGUUCGAAAAUCCUACGAGAGGCAGGCAAGCAAGAAAUUUUGCAACAAAUGUUCCGAAAACUCUAGAUCUCAAAUCGUCUUCCGAACAGAUGUUUUCCUUAAAUUCACGUUGGGUGCCCCUGAUUGGGUCUUUCACACGCAAGUUGAGCCUGUGAAGACACCUUUCCAUUCUUCAAAUGUCCCCAGUGGUGGGAAGCGUUUAGAGAUGAUUGUAUUCAGAGGCAUAUACAAGUUUAAUGGCCUGUUUACAUGGAGGUGGGGGACCCCAGAUAGGUGAGGUAACAUGCAGCGGGUCACCUCACCUAUCAUGUAAACGUGAUCACAUUAAAAUGAGAGAUAAUGUGGACAGGCGGGCUACCUCACCUACCUGGGGUCCCCCACCUCCAUGUAAACGGGCCCUAACUCUACUCAAGAAUCCACUGGGUGACAUGUCAGGAGUUCUUGUGUCUUCACGACUCUUUUAAGUAUUGAUAUUGUAGAAAAAGGAAAAAAAAAAGAAGAUUCUCAAUCGUGUUUUAGAGGGCUAGGGCAACACGUGCGGUUCAGUGCUAUUCAAUCUGAGAUCAGUCCGAAUUUGGCUCAUCCUCGAUGUAACAAGCUGUAACACUCUUGAGCGACAUAAAACAAAGAAAACAAAGAUAUAGGACCUAGGAAAAUAAUAGAUAUCAAAACAAAGAAAAACUUCAGUGGUUCUUAAACCGAGGUAAACCUCCUAUGUAUUAUAAUUUGAAGUUAAUGAUAAGUAAACAAAGGUCUGUAUGAUGGUCUGUUACCAUGAAAGCAAGACGUCACUAAACAGUUAGGGGACUAAGUGCUUUAUGUGCAUGCCCUUGUCUACCCUUGCUCUGCCCAUUUCUUAGCCUGCGAACGGCAGACGUUUUUCCUCGCUCAUGGCCUCUGAGGGACGUUUCGCAAGGAGGAACAUCUGCGACUCAGCUACAGAAAUUCCAUACUGAUGACGCAAAAUCUGUCCGGAAUCCGGUCAGAAGCGCUAAUUGGUCGACGGAGUAAUUUCAUUGUUCUAGCUAUUGUUUACGAAUGACAGUCAAAAGACAAAACGCGACAAAGGUCAAAUGUGAACGCGAUGAAUCUCUAACAAAAUAGUUAUGUGUUGAAUAUAGUCUUCUCUGGAAUAAGCAUUUGCGUUUUGCUGGAGCUCAUUCGCAGAUGAACACAACACUUUUCCAAAGUCGACCAGGAGAGACGUAAAAUUGAACAAAUUUGCAUUGGAACCCAUGACUACCGGAUUUAUUAUGUAAAUUUUGAUUUACGUCAUCAGUAUGGAAUUUCUGUCGCUGAAUCGCAGACGUUCCUCCUCGCGAAACGUCCCUCGGCGGCCAGGAGCGAGGAGAAACGUCUGUCGUUCGCAGGCUACCCAAUUCUACAAUAGUACACCCUGAGGGGAGGGUAGAAGAGGAGAGUUGCUGUAGGUAGACUGUUAACUUAUAAACAAGAUUUUCUUUUCAUGAAAGUUAUUCAAAGAAGUUGAGCAAUCCUUGUUUCCUUAUUUCAGCUAUGCAAGAUUGUCCUGCGUCUGGAAUUCUUUGGGCGGAAGCCAUUUUCAUGGAGAGCAGACCUCAGAGAAAAACAAAGAGUGUGGAUGCACUUAAAAGAUGCGAGCAUGAUCCGCAUGUACUUUUAGCGGUUGCCAGGUUAGAAGUAACAUCGAUUGGAAUUGUCCGGGAUAAUUGAUCUAAAGGCAGAUGCUUCAGCCUGCGAGAUGACGCGGGUAGACUUAAUGAACGGGUUUUCAAACCACGUAAUUAGGCGGUCGCACUUUAUGUGCAGUCCUGUUCCAUAAUAGCUCUAUUAAGUACCCCCUCUAACAAUUCGGCUGAUUUAGCAACAGAGCGGGAACGUCAUUUGACGACGGGAAAGCGCGCGGAAAGCACUAAACUCGACCUCCAGUGCCCAAUUUGCCGCUCAGCCACCGGUCAAGCCAGUUGUUUGAUUUGCGCGCGCCGUCGUCAACUGACGUUCCUGUUCAGUUGCUUACAGAUUGGAAGUCGUUUUGUUUUGUGUUUUUUUUUUUUGGGGGGGGGGGGGAGGCGGGGAAAGGGGAUAAGCCCUCUUCUCCCACUCCUCCCCACCCUAGAUUGGGACGUUAGAUUUUGUAAUUCGUCUCUCCUUUUCUCUGCUUAUGCGAUCUCCUCUGCAGGCCGCCCAGUAGGUUUAUGUUUAAAAAGUCUCCAACACAAACGAAGUGCGACACGGUGCACACUCUGUCAAUCCCAAAACCGUUCGCCACGAAAAGCCUGGAAGAGCAAGGUUCGCCUCUCUGCAACUGCUGAUCAAAAGUGCUAAAAAACGUCAUACAUCUGCACAAAGAAACCGGUGUUUUAGGGUCUAAAAAUUUCUCCCGCCUCCCUUCCCCUGACUCUGGUAAUGAGACUUGACGCAAAGCCUGUCAUGGACUUAAUAGCUCUUUAACGGUAUUUCUACUGGACUUUUCGAACGUGAUUAAGUCGUGUUACCCCAAAUAUGCAAAGGCGUGAGAUAAAGGUGAUUAUUUUUUAGACAAAGGGCCUGUUUACAUGGAAGUGGGGGACCCCAGGUUGGUAAGGUAACCCGCUUACGUGGGGUAACCCGUCUGUCCAUAUAAUCUGUCAUUUUAAUUUGAUCACGUUUACUUGAUAGAUGGGGUGACCCGCCACAUGUUACCUCACGUAUCUGGAGUCCCCCAUCUCAAUGUAAUCAGGCCCUUAAGAAAUAGUUAGCGGAGAGAAGCGCUGGGCUGCUGAUUUUGACACAUUUACUGCUUUGUGCUAACGUUGAUUUUAUUGUUUUUAGGUUAUUUUGGAGUGAACGAAAAAUAAACAAAGCGAGAGAGUGGUUCAACAGGUACUGUGUCUUUAAGCAAAAAGAAAGCCCGAGCUUAGGAUGUUAUGAACAGCAACUCGAAGUUUGUGUUUCGUUUGCUAGAAUGCUUUCUGCUUAACACAACAAGUAAAUGCUUUCUUAUACUGAUUAUUUAGUGGGAUAAGAGCACUAAAAAUCAACCUUCGGUUGCAAUUCGUGACAUCCUCAGAAAGGUCGCCUUCCAAACGAGUACCGUAAAAUUCCGAAAGUAUGCCCCGGGGCUUAUAUUUUUCAAAGGCCCUUUUUGAGGGGCUUAUAUUCGGAGGGGCUUAUUUACGGAGGGAAAUUUGCGUUUCAAAAUCGAUUGGGCUAGCCCUAUAGUUCAAGAAAAUUUACCGUUUUUUUUACUUUGUAUUUGAGGGCAAUUUCAAAGUACAAGCCCCCAGGGGGCUUAUAUUUGGAGGGGUGGUUUAACGGAGGGCUUUUUGCGUUACGAGUUUGGGGGGCUUUUAUUUGGAGGGGCUUAUUUUCGGAAUUUUACGGUAUUUUUCAAAGAUGCUUAUGGUUAAUUUUCAUCCCCAAAUGUGGGGUUGCCUUGUUGGUUAUUACAGUAAAAGCUCGCGACUAAGACCCUGCAAUUUCCCAAGUUAGACUGAACUGGUUCUUACAUAAAUGGUAAUUAGCACAAAUUUAGGUUAUUUAGGUUCUUAUUUUCUAAAGAAAAAUUAUAUAUUGUAGCUAAGAGCAUUUAGUGAUAUCCAGCUUAUUCCUUAUAUAAAAACUGCUUGCUGCACAUUGCAGUUGGAGCGAUAAGGCACUUUUAUCUCCAAAGAGGAACCUUAAUGUUGACUUAUCUUAUUUGAUUGAUUGUACAGAAUUUUUUAAAUAGAUUUUAGAAAAUAAGAACCUAUUACAAAUCUUGAGCGAAACAGGGUCGUGUAUAGAGGGGGUCUAACUGAUAAAUUUUAGCGUAACAGGUUCUAAAACACCAGGUUCUUGCUGGCGGGUUUCUGCUGUAUUCCACACUUGGGCACACUUAUCAAUCAAGAGUGUUUCCUUAGGGCUGUUAAACUCGACCCAGAUCUCGGGGAUGCUUGGGCCUCGUUUUACAGAUUUGAACUACAACAUGGAACUGAGGUUAGUCAACGAUAACCUGUUUAUUGUCGACCUAACUUGGCGUAUUUCCCCUUCAGCAGCAUGUUUAAAAGUAGCAAUAUUGAAAACUUGGGACGACUCAGUUUUGAAAACACUGCCUUUAGCGAGUGUUUUUGAAUUACGGGCUGUCAAUCAAAAACUUGACAACGGUCUUCCAUUCCUUGAAAUGAAAUGCAAUUAGUGUAAAAACAUGAGCUGAGUACAAGGUGGAACUUCGUUCGUAGGUUUUAUAACUUGUUUAUGUAUUGGGUGUAUUACUCUGCUAAUUACAGCUGCAGUGAAUCACUGCAAUAAAUAUGUUAUUUCCUGAAAGUCGUGUUCGAGAACUAAUUGCAUGUCAGUACAGCUGCCGCGUUCUUUGUCUCAUAUGAAGACGUUAUUACCCAAAGAUUUGUUAAAGGUGUUUGCGUAGGAUGCUACUGUGGUAUAUGUGCCAAAGAAAACAUUGUGAGUAUGGCUACACGUGAGCUACAUCCUGUACCCACGUGUGGCGCCUACUCGUCUCGCCCACACGAAACACCUGCGAGAUCAGGAAUGUGGUCAAACUUAACAAACAAAAUAUUAGUUUGAUUUGCUCACAAGAAGUCCGCGCGAAUAUCAUUGACAGUAGUAUUUACGCCCCCUGUUUACGGUAAACUUUGAGCUUAUAUCAUAAACGGUUUCUACAAACUAAAUCAAAGCUAUUUCAAUGAAGGAUAAUAACAAUUACAGAGCAAUAAAUCAGAAUCGACUUCAGAAUAAGAUAUUUGUUGGAAGUAUUAUACAGCCAGAGGAAGGCUUAAGAAAGAAAUAAAAAAAGCUACGUGACCAAGUUCCAUACAACGAUUUCAUGCUGUUUGGAGUUUAGUACUGGAUGAACCACCCUUUCAAGUGCUUGAUUUAACUGAUAAAAUAAGAGGAAUUCGCCAAAUUCCAUGGCAUAGUUAAUCUGAUUCCCAAUCCUUAUUCUCCGUCUUGAUUUCCUUUGUUUUUUUGCCGAUAAUUUUUAACAACUGUUACCCCAAAGCUUUAUGUUCCCAUAUUAAUUUCGUCUGUUAAGAGAUCGUAAUGUGAAUUAGUUUAAAAACGUGUAGGUACUAUCCAUAUAAUAGAGCUAGUUUUUUUAAGGUCAUAUACUUCUUGGUUAUUUCUAUUUUACGUAGAUAUCCAAUAAAACAUCAAAUGAGAAGUUCUUUUUGUAUUAAAUCCAAAGUUGCGGCUCAGACGUAGAAAAAUAUUUUGUCGUUUGUCGCAAGCCUUUGUUAACCAAAUAACUUUGUUAUCGCUCUGGAAAUUCUGUGUAUCAAACUCUGCGAUUAUAGACACUAUAUGUGAGAAUUUUGUUUUUAAUUUGUACUUUCCAUGCAGGAGGUCGACAACUUGCAUAGCUUUUGUUUUAUUUUGAUUGUUGUUAUCUGCCACAAAACACUUUAAGUUCAGGUAGUUUUGAUUGAAAUCGGUGAGAGAAAUUUAUUGCAUCAUCAAUUUUGAAUGGACGCUUUCUAUCUUCAAAUCAGACAUCUUCUUUAGCACAUCGGUUUACUCGAUACGAUUUGUCGGCGAGAUCUGUCGGCCUAACAAAAAGGACUAUUUACGUGUUAUAAUUUAUCGCGCCGACAUUUUUAUCUAACUGGAAAGUACCACGAUAAAAAUCUGCCUCAACCGAUUCCUAAAAUCUGUUACAACAGGUUUUAAAUUUUGAAAAUUGUUUUGCUUUUUGUGUUCGCGAUACCCGUUGUACCGUGUAUCCGUCCUAUAAGGAUAGGUACACACUCUUGCGUUCAGACAGCUUUUACGUUUUGGAGACGUCUCCGCACAGGCCGUUUUUUCAGGUCAAAACUGCUGAGAGCUGCGAUGAGGGCAAACUGUAUAUUUAUUUAUUUUUUUCCGUUUCCUUUUUUCCCAGGCCCAACAAGAGAGUGUUAUGCAGCGGUGCGGUCUGGCCGAGCCACAUCACGGAGAGAACUGGUGCGCAGUGUCCAAGGCUAUUCCAAACUGGAGACUUCGAACAAAGGACAUUCUGCCAAUUGUGGCUAAGUCUUUAAAACCCAUUGAAAAAGAGUAGAAACAAAUGCAGACAGAUAAGUUAUACGUUAUAGGUAGUGUUUGUAGAUCACAUGCAAGACGUCUUCUCAGUGUGGAGACUGUGUAGGGCAGGGUAAGGCUUUUGUAAAAGAUAAAACGCGCGCGUCCUCAUUGUCUCACGCGAACCAACCUUGACCACAUUCAUGCGCAACUUUGACGAGAGCUUUUGGUUUCUGUCGCUUCAGCACUGAAAAGUGUAGCUGUUUAUUUAUGAUAACGGAAGCGGGCUAUUGAUUUUUGUAACUUUUUUUUGGUGUUCGGUUUUUCCCCUAUGAAUUUCUGUAAAGUGGAAUGUUUACGUGGCCUUUUAUAUUAAGUACACGAGGAUAAAUAGUCAGUUAACCAGAAGAAGAUCUGUAUAUGACAAAAAUUUACAAGAUCGGUUUCUUUAUACAGUGACUAGGAGUAAUAAACAUUUUGGAAAGAAGAAACAUUUAACUGUUCAAUAGUAAUUACCUCUUAUGGCGAAGUUUACUGAAGUGUCUUUAUACCAAAACCCAUGUGUUUUUUUCUUUUGUUUGUAUUUUCUUUUUACCAUCUCUAAGCGACACCAACGACUUAGAAAACCCAUUUAAGAAAUGGGAACGCCAAGCGAUAAACGCAUGUAAUCGUGCGACGGUCUAUAUUGAGUAACUUGGUUGGUGUAAAAAGUGGCGCGAGAUAUACUAUUCAACCAAAAAGUGUAGCAAUAAAACUGCGUCACGGAGUUCUUCGAAACCUCUAAUGACAUUCGAGCUUCCUGCCCCGAAGCUCUAUUGUUCCUGGGUUAGGUUUGAUAUUUCCCUUGUUGCUUGUGGCUGUUACUAUUGAAUAAGGAAAAUUUGUGGAACAAACCAGACCUUUUCCACUUGCUCAACAUUUUCUUUUUUUCUCAUGACCGUUGUGUUUGAUUGAACAGAGUUUGACUAAAUUGAAUGUUGGUCACUCUUAACGUAUAAAGGUUUUCAAUGCUUCUAUUGCGUGCGACGCAGAACAUCUCAAAGCGACCUUUUUUUUACAAGGGCCAGCUCUGGCGAUCUUUUGUGCGUUUCCUUUCAUGUUUUAGUUGACAUGUACCGUUUCAUUUUGUCUCGAUGUUAUUGACAAUCCGUCUAACGUAUUUAGAAUACGUACAUGUGCUGUGUGCUUCUAGCGGCAGCGACCUUUUCAAUUUCGCCAAAGUUUCUAUGGUAUUUGCGCUAAAAAUAUAAUAUUUUCCACAGCAGAUGCUAAUGCACAUGUCGAACGCACUUUUGAUUAAUCGGCGAUUACUCCCAGCAAUACAAAAGUAUGCGUGAGAUAAAAGAAUUUCAGAAUUGCAAAUAACCUGGAUAAUAGAAAAGUGAUCUUAUCACCCUAUAACUGACGUCGAUUUACCAUUAAGAAUGUUCAACUUAGGGUUAAAAGUUUUCAGUUUCCUCAAGUC
Molecule: messenger RNA, 29961 nt
Organism: Porites lobata
Lineage: Eukaryota; Metazoa; Cnidaria; Anthozoa; Scleractinia; Poritidae
Source: the annotation of a GenBank genome assembly